AUGGCCUCACAGUUUGCUAUGCAGCCGUUUUACAGGUCUACGCCUCUAACUGUGGAUACCCACCACGCCCAGCAGAAGUAUUUUGAAGAAGAGGACAAGAGCGGUGUAUUGGACGAUGGGGUCAUUGAGCACAACGCUGUUGACUCCGCCUUGGAUCUCUCACCACCCAUGGCCAACAGUCGACGAGAGUCCUUUGCUGUUGGCAGCACGCUUUUCUCCCCAAAGACGGAAGAUUGGCAGUCUGUAGAUAUGCAGUCUGUGCCAACGAACCCUUUCUCGGACCAGAACGGUGGGAGCAAUGUCAACGGCGCUCCCAACCCUUUCAUGCAGCCACACGGCCAGGUUUUCCCUCAACACGGCUCUCAGUGGGCUAUGGGCAACAACUGCGGGCCUGACAACUCCAUGCAGCAGUUCAACAACGUCUCUCCUGCAUUUAGUUCUGCCAACUCCGUCUUUCAGCGACCAUUGCAAAACCAUAACCCGUUCCACAAUACGGGGAACGUGUUCGCGUCGCUUCACCAAGGGGAUCAGUCUAUUCCAACCUCUCCCCAGAAGGAGUGGAUGGUUCCUGCGCAACCAAUGAACAAGAAGAUGCAGCCUGAAAGCCCCAUGAUUCGGUCACACAAUGAUAUGAGACGAGGAGAUGGUAUCCGCAAGAAGAACGCACGCUUUGACAUUCCGGCUGAACGCAAUUUGAGCAAUAUCGAUUCCCUCAUCUCCCAAUCCACAGAUGAACAAGAGAUCAAGGAGCUGAAGCAACAAAAGCGCCUGCUGAGAAACCGCCAAGCAGCCCUUGACUCAAGACAACGAAAGAAGCAGCAUACUGAGCGACUGGAAGACGAGAAGAAGCAGUAUACUGCACUUAUCACCGACCUGGAGGAGGAGAUAUCGACUUUAAAAGUCAAGUUCGAUGGACUCAUGCAAGAGAAGCAAGACCUUGUGGACUUUGUUGAAGGACUACGCAUCGAGAAGGACGACAUGAUUCGUGCGCACACUCUCGAGACUGGUGAACUACGGAAAAAGGUCAACGUCCUUACGGAACACGUUCAGAGAUUGGAAAGCCAACCCCUGGCUUCCUCAGGCACUGGUGCGAACGGUGGCAUCUCCGACAACUUUGGUAUGGAAGGUAUAGGGAUGCCAGGGGCUUGGGAUAACCCGAACUUCCUCAGUGACUAUUCCGCGGACACAUUGCAUGUUAGACCGCAUGUCUCGCUUGCACCGGCCAAAAAGAACGACAGCACCGCCACAACGCUCGAGGGCGACAAGGGCGCCUCUCAGGGAGGUUUAUUAUUCAUGCUCUUCCUCGUUGGCGCACUUGUCAUGUCUAGCCGGUCUAUGCCAGCCAUCCCGCGUGUAUCCGAGGAUGUCCGCGCCGCAUCAGCAACUCUCCUUGAGAAUGUCCUCAAGGAUGCCGGCAUCAACUCAGGGUCAGCAGGAAUGCAAGCCAUCGCCCCUCAACCAUCUAGUGCGAGUUGGGCUCAUCCCCAUGUCACCGGCACAGGCAUUGCCGAUAUCAGCAUGGAAGGCGGCGUCCCAUCGAUGCUUGAAGAGCUGGGCGAUUCAUUGACACAGCCAACACAAGAUCAGCUGAACGAGCAAAUAUUUUCCCUUUCGGCAGCACAGUAUGACGGUGUGAGCAACCAAGAAUUUCUACAGCACGCCCCUGAAAGAUCAACGAGCCAGGGGCGUAAGAACCUCGCAGACGCUCUGACCGCGAUGCGUGCAGCAAACAGACAAGGCGGUGCUGCUGACGUAUACACACGCUCACUUCUCUGGGAUCAAAUUCCCAGCGAUGUUGUUCGAAACUUUGCCAAAAUGGUUGCGGAGAGCAGCCAUGCAACGAAUCGCAAUGAUUACGACAUGAAAUGA
Metarhizium album ARSEF 1941 is the source of this 1869-nucleotide messenger RNA. RefSeq names its product Basic-leucine zipper (bZIP) transcription factor. Gene Ontology annotation, molecular function: DNA-binding transcription factor activity. Lineage: Eukaryota; Fungi; Ascomycota; Sordariomycetes; Hypocreales; Clavicipitaceae. The record is from RefSeq and is a predicted model, not a curated record. Bases 1 to 1869 code for a protein of 622 amino acids. Gene Ontology annotation, biological process: regulation of DNA-templated transcription. The transcript is spliced from 2 exons.